Messenger RNA from Motacilla alba alba, 927 nucleotides. RefSeq lists its product as uncharacterized. The record is from RefSeq and is a predicted model, not a curated record. Lineage: Eukaryota; Metazoa; Chordata; Aves; Passeriformes; Motacillidae. Bases 1 to 927 code for a protein of 308 amino acids. The transcript has 7 exons.
AUGAUUGAUCGGACCACUGUGUUCUACUCUUUCCAGGCUUCCUUCCUGUAUUCCAGUGGUGGGGAAAUGAAGAAGGCGUCACUGGGACUGCCUUUGAUCCCCCCAAUACGCAAGGCAGGAAGUCUCCCUGUUGGCAGUGCUGCGGGCUCACCGUGCAGCUCUCCCCGGCUGGAUUUCCAGGAGUCCCGGGAGAUGAGGCCAAGAUCCAGCAGCACUAGCCAAGAGAAGACCUCUGAACAUGCAGCUUCUUCUGAAUCUACAACAGAAACGCAGAGAAAGAAGGAAAAGAGCUCUCAGUGUAAGUCAGGACCUGGGAUGCCUCUGUUCCCAAGGGAACUCACGGACCCCUUCGGCUUGGAGAUUCAAGUGCCGGACCCUGGCCUUGGGAAUGGAGGUCUCAGCUCCCAGCCGGCUCAGGGGGCCUUGGCCCAGGAGCCCCAGGAGCAUGGCUCAGCCUCACAAAAAGGCCUCCCACUGAGCCAGGCCAAGGAGACAGACCAUCCCAGCAGUGCUGGUCUUACGAGGGACAAAGAGCUGAGGGCCAGCUCUGCAAAGGUGCGUGGUACAUUGUGCAAGUUGGCUCCAAAGAGCUCAGCGUGGAAGGAAAUGGAGCUUUUGGUAAAAGAGCUGAAGAGGAGACAAAAGGAAACAUCCUUGAAGCUUCCCCCAGAGACAGUUGAGCCUGGGGAUGCAGCUGAAGCAACCUUUAGCCUCCCACCUGUCACUGGCACAGCUCCUAGUGUGCAGAGAAAACACCCUGGUAGUGCCAUGAAGAAAACGGUCGUGAGAAAGCAGGACAACGUGCCACUGCUGCCCAGUACGCCCACCCUCCCUGGGGAUGACAGCUUCCCACGCAACUCUUCAGGGCUGGGAGAAAUCCGGGUGCUGAGACAAGAGAGGCACCUGAGAGGUUCCCUCCUGGGGUAG